Molecule: messenger RNA, 488 nt
Organism: Ipomoea triloba (trilobed morning glory)
Lineage: Eukaryota; Viridiplantae; Streptophyta; Magnoliopsida; Solanales; Convolvulaceae
Exons: 2
Coding region: 105-377 (90 amino acids)
Source: RefSeq, a predicted model, not a curated record
UUAUAACAAACCACCAUCAAUUAUAUAUUCUGUCUGGGUGGUUGGAAUUUUGCAUUUUUUUCAACCCUAAUUAAGAUAUAUAUUUAUUAUCUCUCUCGAUCAAUAUGUCUGAUUCUGGGGGUACUUUUCCGGCAGCUGAUGCAGAAAUCGAGUUGAAUCCUGAAAACAAUAAGGAGUUUCAAGUUGAUUCCGUUCCUUCAAAACUAUCCUCCAAUGCCGAGAAUAAGGAGAGAGAAGAGGCAGCUAAGAAGGCAAAAGAAAAAGAGAGAAAGGAUGCAGCAAUGCAGACAUUGAAGACAACCAUCAUCGUCUCCGCGGUGGUCGUGGCGGUUGCCGGCACCAUCUUUGCCAUUACCAAGAAACUCAGAGAGAAAUGAAACCCCUUCACAACACUCACAGAUAUGAUUUCAGUGUGUCCAAACACACCCUCCCUCUGCUAUCUUCAAUUACCUUCCUUUUAUUUUAUUUUAUACUCCAUAGAAUAUGAU